CUUCAGGCUAUAAAAUGUCGCCUGGCUGACCUCACAGUCCCAGAGGGAGACUGGAGCCCAGAGGCCGUCCGGUUUGUGAAGGAGGCUGUCCUGGGCUCUGAUGACUGUAAAAUGAAGAUCCACAAAUUAGACCAGCACAAAGGGGACUGUCUGAUCUACAUGUACCUCUUCAUUGGUACUGAUAGUCAGGAGCUGGACAAGAGCAUCAACCAUCAGCUGGCCAAGUCACAGCUUUGGCAGCAGCUCACAACACAAAACAACAACACAAUCACCAGCAACAAUGGCGGUGUGGAUUCAGGUCUGAGUGCUUCAGUGGAGAAGUUGACUCUGAGCAGCCCGGCCCCUUACCCCAUUGCCAAGACUUCAAGCCAAGCUCUUCUCGGGGCAGGGGACGGUCCUCAAGAUACGACCUCCAAAGCUGGGGUGCAGCCCCUUCCCCUGCCUCCUUCACUGGACUUCCCCCAGCCUGGUCAGAAUAUGGACGUGUUUGUGCCAGUGGCCUGCCACCCCGGUUACUUUGUGCUGCAGCAAUGGCAGGACCUGCAUAAGCUUGUGGUGUUGAUGGGGGAGAUGGUUCUUUUUUAUAACCAGUCGUCCAAGAUCGACUCCUCUGCCCCCAAUAUCGAGAAAGGAGGGAUCUACGCGACCAAAAUAGACAAGAAGUAA
Notothenia coriiceps (black rockcod) is the source of this 666-nucleotide messenger RNA. RefSeq names its product tudor domain-containing protein 7A-like. Bases 112 to 666 code for a protein of 184 amino acids. The record is from RefSeq and is a predicted model, not a curated record. Lineage: Eukaryota; Metazoa; Chordata; Actinopteri; Perciformes; Nototheniidae. The transcript is spliced from 4 exons.